UGCUUGCAGUCUCCAGGCUUCAUUUCCUGUACAGAGACCUUGGGUCACCAUGGACAAACAUCUCUUGUUCAUCUUCUCCUACUUUUGCUUCAUUGUGGCAGUGACCCCGCUCAGAUGCAUAACAUGCCACUUUCAGACCCAAGCAGACCGCUGUCGCAGAGACUUUGGAGUUUGCAUUACUAAGAAGCAUGAGACGUGUAUGACCUUAAGAAUCUCCCAGGGCAACACCCUGAUGUUAAGCUAUAUGGUAUGUCAGAAAUUCUGCAAAGACUUGACCUAUAACUUCAAGAACAGGACCUAUGAUCAUAAAUGCUGCGAAAAAGAUUACUGUAACUACCCAGUCUAA
Sorex fumeus (smoky shrew) is the source of this 346-nucleotide messenger RNA. RefSeq names its product prostate and testis expressed 3 (gene PATE3). Lineage: Eukaryota; Metazoa; Chordata; Mammalia; Eulipotyphla; Soricidae. The record is from RefSeq and is a predicted model, not a curated record. The transcript has 3 exons. Bases 50 to 346 code for a protein of 98 amino acids.